Molecule: messenger RNA, 142 nt
Organism: Dentiscutata heterogama
Lineage: Eukaryota; Fungi; Glomeromycota; Glomeromycetes; Diversisporales; Gigasporaceae
Source: the annotation of a GenBank genome assembly
UUCUAUCGUUUUUUUGGGAUUUGGAGCAUUUCAACUUUAUGGCUUUGAUCAAUUCUGUAUUUAUGCUACUCCAAUUCGUCCAUGGUGCUUACAAUCUUCAGUUCCACUUUUGUAUCUGUAUGUUCAAGAAAAAUAUUGGUGA